Molecule: messenger RNA, 1400 nt
Organism: Danio aesculapii
Lineage: Eukaryota; Metazoa; Chordata; Actinopteri; Cypriniformes; Danionidae
Gene: id2a
Product: inhibitor of DNA binding 2a
Exons: 3
Coding region: 362-775 (137 amino acids)
Biological process (GO): cell differentiation; negative regulation of transcription by RNA polymerase II; circadian regulation of gene expression
Cellular component (GO): nucleus; cytoplasm
Molecular function (GO): protein dimerization activity; transcription regulator activity
Source: RefSeq, a predicted model, not a curated record
UACUUGCAAGUCACUAAUUCUCUUGAUCGGAAAGGUACACUGAUUUGAGAAAUUAUCCGUGGAAGCUGAAGGCAGUCAGCGCCACCCUAACACGCGCUUUCACUGGUUAAGAACGCGGAAGAAAUGGGCGGCUCUUUAUGGCUCGGCCCAUCAGCCAAUAGCGUAGCGCGAAGGCGAUGAUUGACGCGGCCCUCUCCACCAAUCAGCACGUCGCAAACCAGCGCGUGAACAACCCACCCAGCUGAUUAUACAUACAGCGAUGACAGCUCGCUAAUCCACUGCGUUUGCUUCAACAGCCCAGCGCAAACAGGGAAUCUCGAACACAAAAGGCGAGUCUUUUCAACAAAAUCCUGCUGUCAACAUGAAGGCUAUAAGCCCAGUGAGGUCCUUCCGGAAAAGUAGCGCGAGUGUAUCGACGACGGAGCACAGUCUGGGAAUCUCGCGGAGCAAGACCCCCGUGGACGAUCCUCUCAGCCUGCUCUACAACAUGAACGACUGCUACUCCAAACUGAAGGAACUGGUGCCGAGCAUCCCGCAGAACAAAAACGUGAGCAAAAUGGAAAUCCUCCAGCAUGUCAUCGACUAUAUCCUGGAUCUGCAGAUCGCGCUGGACUCCAAUUCGGCGAUAACCAGCCUGCAUCACCCGCGAGCGGGGCAGGGGACAUCCAGAACACCCCUGACAACACUCAACACAGACAUCAGCAUCCUCUCACUACAGACACCUGAGUUUCCAUCAGACUUGAUCACAGAGGACAGCAGGACACUUUACCGUUAAUCAGGUGUUUGGUUAAGACACAAGAACACACAGGACCUGGGAACUGGCUUUUCCUCUGAUUUCUGUUCUCAGUCUGGAGUUUUUUUUUUUUUUUCUUUUCUUUCCUGUAAUUGAAUCAAGAGACUUUCUUUUUUUCCUUCUCAAAGGACAAUCCAUGUGAUGUGUUAUGAGUUCGGACAUUGAUUAUUUAUCUUCUAAAAAGACAUUCUUCAAGAGGAAGAAGCACUAUAUUCCCUGAAAAUAGGAGGGAAACCUGUAAAUGAUCACAAGGAACCUUUUCUCUGCAUUGAGAAGAAGUCUUACCUUUUUUUUCUCUCUCUCUCUCUCGUGAAGAGCGGCGUGUGAAUAUGAGAAGAUGUGGUUAGUUAUUGUACAAAGAUUUAAGUCUGUUUUUUUUUUUUUUUUUUCCUGUCAAUUCUUUUGGCACAUGAAGGACUGGACUUUUGAAAAAUGACGUGAUGAAACCUUGUGAACUCUCUCUCUCUCAGAGUUUUAUCUUGUAUAGUUGCAGAAAUUGGACUGUCGGUAUCUGCAAAGUGUUAUGCUGUAUGCUGAGACUUUUUAUAAAAGUAAUAUUGUAAAUCGUACCUUUUUUUUUUUUAUACAAAAUAAAUCAAAUGCUUUA